Molecule: messenger RNA, 2757 nt
Organism: Centropristis striata (black sea bass)
Lineage: Eukaryota; Metazoa; Chordata; Actinopteri; Perciformes; Serranidae
Gene: acvr2aa
Product: activin A receptor type 2Aa
Exons: 12
Coding region: 744-2327 (527 amino acids)
Biological process (GO): protein phosphorylation; cellular response to growth factor stimulus; activin receptor signaling pathway
Cellular component (GO): plasma membrane; activin receptor complex
Molecular function (GO): ATP binding; metal ion binding; activin binding
Source: RefSeq, a predicted model, not a curated record
GAGCGGGUCCAGGGACAGAGAGAGUCAACCCGGCGGAGAGCUUCACCCCGGGCCGGUAGAGGAUCCAGAUCCAGUCCGGGGACGUGCAGCUCGGUUCGGGAGCUGCUGGUCGUGUCUGCGGUUCUCCUCCUCCGGAUCCAGUCACGGAGCCAGCCCGACGGCUAGCCGCGGAGCUAAGCUAAGCUAACGGCUAGCCGGGCCAGCUAGCUGCUCGGUGACCGGACUGCGGGCGUCAGCGGCGGACAGAGGGAGCAGCUCGGCUCGGGGACACGCGGCGUGUUCCUGGGUGGACUCUGAUCCCGGAUCACAGCCUUGACACGGCUCCUGUUGGUCUGGUUCGGGGUCUCUGUUAGCUCGGACCCAGCGGCUCUAGCAGCAGCUUCAGCCCGCCUCUCAAUCACUGCAGCCGCAUGAACCGAGCUCCGGGCCGCCGGAGGAGAAGCGUGUUGUCCCGCAGCAGCCUGCAGCCUGUCGGUCAGAUGCUCGUUAUAUAACCGGCUGAUGCACCGACCUGUUGGGCGCUCUGACCCCGGGCCUGUGUUCACAUAAACGGGUUAAUCUGCAGCUCACUCACGGUGCUUUAUGUGCCACAUUUUAUCUCGGUAGACCGGGACCAAGUGGUGGCAGAGUGGACCGGGACAUGUCUCCGGGACUCUGUGUCCACCAGCAAUUAGUUUGAAGGGACGUUAAUCCGGUUGGUUCGGUGGAUUAUCAGUAAAAUCUAGUUCUGUCUGUGAUCCACCAUGGGAUCAGCCACCAAACUGGCCUUCAGUGUGUUCCUCAUCUCCUGCUCCUCAGGUGCCAUCUUGGGACGCUCGGACUCUCAGAAGUGCGUCCACUAUAACUACAACCCUUCGUCGUUCUCGGGGUCGGAGGGUCGGGGGAACCUCAGCGCAGUGGUCACCUGCUCUGGAGACAAAGAUAAGAGACUUCACUGCUUUGCCACCUGGAAGAACGUGUCGGGAGCGGUGCAGGUGGUCAAACAGGGCUGCUGGCUGGACGACGUCAACUGUUACGACAGGAGUGAGUGUGUGGAGAGGAAAGAUGAUCCUGACGUUUUCUUCUGCUGUUGUGAAGGAAGUUUGUGUAAUGACAAGUUCUUCUACAGCCCCGACAACCAUCCCAUCACACCCUCGACCAACCAGCCAGUGACGGCGAAGCCUCCGGUGCUGACCACGCUGAUGUACUCGCUGGUUCCCAUCAUGGCCGUCACCGCCAUUGUCCUCUUCUCCUUCUGGAUGUACCGACACCACAAACUGGCCUACCCACCUGUCCUGGUGCCCACACAGCACGCCUUUCAUAUAAUGAUCGAGGACCCCGGGCCCCUGCCCCCCUCCCCCCUGCUGGGCCAGAAACCCCUGCAGUUACUGGAGCUGAAGGCCAGGGGGCGCUUUGGCUGCGUCUGGAAGGCUCAGCUGCUCACACAACACGUGGCCGUCAAAGUCUUCCCCAUCCAGGAUAAGCAGUCGUGGCAGAACGAGUAUGACAUCUUCACGCUGAGCGGGAUGAGACAUGACAACCUGCUGCACUUCAUCGGCGCCGAGAAGAGAGGAAGUGGUGGCGAGCUGGAGCUGUGGCUCAUCACCGCCUACCACGAGAAGGGUUCUCUGACGGACUACCUGAAGGCCAACGUCCUGUCCUGGUCAGAACUCUGUCUCAUCGCCCAGUCCAUGUCCCGAGGACUGGCCUACCUGCACGAGGACAUACCUGGACACAAGGACGGACACAAACCUGCCGUCGCACACAGGGACUUUAAGAGUAAGAAUGUGCUGCUGAAGUCCAACCUGACCGCCUGCAUCGCCGACUUCGGCCUCGCUCUCAGGUUUGAGGCGGGAAAAUCACCUGGAGACACACACGGACAGGUGGGGACCAGGAGGUACAUGGCCCCAGAGGUCCUCGAGGGCGCCAUCAACUUCCAGAGGGACGCCUUCCUGAGGAUAGACAUGUACGCUGUGGGACUGGUCCUGUGGGAGCUGGCAUCCCGCUGCAAAGCUGCUGACGGGCCGUUGGACGAGUACAUGCUGCCGUUUGAGGAGGAGGUGGGACAGCAUCCGUCUCUGGAGGACAUGCAGGAAGUCGUCGUCCACAAGAAGCUGAGACCAUCUCUGAGGGACACCUGGCAGAAACACACCGGCCUGGCGGCGCUCUGUGAGACCAUCGAGGAGUGCUGGGACCACGAGGCGGAGGCGCGGCUGUCGGCGGGCUGCGUGGAGGAGCGGGUCGUGCAGAUGCAGCGGCAGACGAGCGCCACGGCGCCGGAGGAGAUCGUCACGGUCGUCACCAUGGUAACGAACGUGGACUACCCGCCCAAAGAGUCGAGUCUAUGACGAGGACUUUCGGCGACUCGGUGCUCAGGUGACCCGCAGGUGAGCCUGAGGAAGACGACAUCAGUUCCUGUUUUGUAUUACAAAGUAAAAGACUUCCUGGACAGAUUUUCUACAAUAAUGUGAUUUCAGAAUAAAAGGGCGACUGUAGUGAUGACGAACAACAAACAGCUUCUGAAUGUUUCUCUGCUGUAUGUACAGAAAUAUAAAUACACAUUAUUAUUAUUAUUAUUGUUAUUGUUAUUGUUGUUGUUGUUGUAUAUUCAAUCAUCAGUUAUUGAUCAGGAGAAACUGAACAGAAUGAUGUGAAACACAGAAGAUAAAAUUAUUUAUUCAUUUAAAAACUGGUUCAUUUAAUUUUAUUGGUUUUAAAACCUGUAAACUUUAAAUUAUUAAACCACAUUAUGUGUUUCUGUCAUUUGGAUUAUUUUGG